AUGAAAGACGUUGAAUUUGCGGAGGUGAAAAUAAGUCUAUCUAUCUAUCUAUCUAUCUAUCUAUCUAUCUAUCUCAGAAUGUUCAUACCGGUUUUUCCCAUUAAUGCCAGCCUAUUUAUAUCUACACCCUCUCUAUUUAUCUAUCUCCAUAACAGCCCUGAACCAAUUGUUCCGUGUUGUUCUGAUAAUAUCACCCCCGCGGCGACGGGAUAUGACACUAGUUCCAGCCCGGAAGCAUUCUCAUUUUUCGAUCUUUCCCUUUUUCCAUUUCAAUCCCAUCUUUCUGCCACAUUUUUUGUCUUUCUUUCAUCGCCUUUAUUUAUCUUCCCUUCUCUUGUUUUGUUAUUUGUUUUUCCUCUUUUCCUUCUUCCUCUGUUUGAUUUCUUUUUCUUUUUUCCAUUUCUCUCAACCACUUAUUCACUGUUAUUUCAAUACAUUCUCUCUCUCUCUCUCUCUCUCUCUCUCUCUCUCUCAAUCAAUCAAUCAAUCAAUCAAUCAAUCAAUAAUCACAAUAACACAUCUAUCUAUCUAUCUAUCUAUCUAUCUAUCUAUCUAUCUAUCUAUCUAUCUAUCUCUAUUAAUAUUUAUCAAUCUGGUUAUCUAUAUUCGCAUUACUCUCCCUAUAUAUAUAUUUUUUUUUAA
Molecule: messenger RNA, 642 nt
Organism: Acanthosepion pharaonis
Lineage: Eukaryota; Metazoa; Mollusca; Cephalopoda; Sepiida; Sepiidae
Source: the annotation of a GenBank genome assembly